AUGGGUCCAUUAUGUGAAAGUAUUCAUGUUCCAUCUGUAUCAACUUGUUAUUGUGGUUUAAGUCAUCAUCGAGAAUUUAAACAACGAUGGGAUGAACAUAUUUCUGCAUUGAAUACAUAUGAACUUGAUCAUUUACUUGUUAUUCAAUUUCGAAAUCUAUGGAAUGAAUGGACAACACUUGUACAACAGCAACAAGUUCAAACAAAUAUUUGGCUUUAUACUGAUCGAGCUAAUAUAUCGUGGCCAGUUACAAUCGGGUUUGUUUGGCCAUCUGUACUUGAAUAUAUGUCAUCAUCAUUAUCUCGUAUACCGAUUAUUCUUGAUUUUCAUGUUACAUUAAUUAAUAUAACUAAAACACAAAAUGUUAUUAUUUCAAAUCCAUCUUCAGAUCUUGUUACGUAUUCAGUUGAACUUCUUAAUAGUUAUCCAAAUAAUUCAAAAUCAAUUAUCAAUGAUCAAAUUUUUACUAUCUCAACAACAUCACAAGAAAUAAAAUUAAUCAAUGGUAUUUAUAAUUUUAAUCUUUCAUCUAAUGAUCAAAUAUUAUUUACCGUAUUCUAUCAACCAACAUCAUCGAUCAAACAUGAAAUGUAUCUUGUUGUUCGAAAUAAUUUAACAAUAAUUGAAUCAAUACAUUUGCGUGGUGAAGGUGGUAUUGGUAGUUUACAAGUUGGAAAUCGUCAAGCUGGUUCAUCACUUAUUCCAAUUGUUUUAAAAAUAGAUGAAAAACAGUAUGGACUUUGUUCAAUAGAUAAAAAUGAAAACUCGUUAUUACGAAAAGUUGUAACACUUCGUAAUACAGGAAAUAUGAAAACAAUCAUACAUGAUAUAUCAUUUAGUCAUUCGAAAUGUUCUGGACAAGGUUUUUCAGUUUCAAUUUGUACUGAUAUUGAAAUCGAACCGCAUGAAAAAUAUGAUCUGAAAAUUUUAUUUCAACCGGAUUAUACAUCUGAUGAAAUAAAUGAAACAUUAAUAUUAAAUACAAAUACUGGUCUUAUGACAUUUCCAAUUAUUGUUCAAAUUUCACAACGUGUUUUAUUGUCAUGUUAUAAAACAAUUCCACGUCCUCCGUGGGAAUUACGAACAUAUGGUUUAUGUUUUUGUUCAUUUUUCCUUUUUAUUAUCCUAAUUUUUGCCACAGCUGUUUAUGAAGCUCGAAGAUUAUUUGAUAAUUAUUUAACUCGAGCAGAAUGGCGUGAUCGUAUGCAAAUGACAAAUAAUAAAAUCUUUGAUCUCAGCGAUUUAUCAUUAGCCGUGCAAGACGAACAAAAAGCACGUGAACGACUUGAAUCAAAUUCAACAACAGACACGAAAAAAGAAAAGACUAUAGAAACGUCAAAGACUGAAAGUAAACGUAAACGCUCAAUGACAUCGAAUAAUGACAAUGAAGAUAAAUUGUUGAAAUCCACUCAAACUUCGGAUGGAUCGAAUACAACUUUUCGAUCAGUAGGUGUAAGUCCUAAAGCAAUGUCACCUAAACAAAGACGAGCGACAACGGAUAGUGGUCCAUCAAAGUUUUCGAAACCACAACAAGAAAUAUUGCCAAAAAAACAAUCAUUACAAAGACGAAAAUCAGAUCAACAUACAUCGGUAACUCCACGAAAAACUGUUUCAUCAACAACCAUGUCCGAAGAAGAAAAUGAACCAUUUGUAGUUGCUCGAUCAAGACGUGUUUCGAACAAAGCAAAAGAAUCAUCUACUAAUAUUGCUUCUCAGUCAACUGUCGAUACUACUAUUGCAACAAAACAAAAACCUUCUGUACAUUCUCAUCAACAAGAUUUGUUGCAAUUAGACGAUUCUGUUAAUGAUCAACAAUGGCAUAGAGUCAGUUCUAAUAAAGGACAACGUAAAGGACCUACAACUCGACGAGAAACAACUGAUGAAACUCAGACAACGAACAAAAUCAUCAAAGUAACGUCAACUAAUUCUGAAAAUCCAAGGACACUAUCAUUAUCAUCACCAUCAUCACAUAAACAUAGUUCUAUUUCACAUGAAACAACACCAUUGCAUCAUCAUCCAUCACGAGACCGCUCUGCUCUUAAUCCAUCGCCCACGCCAGUUCCUAUUUUAACAGAAAAAAAGGGUUUACAGGGUGACACAUCUUUAAUUCCUACUAUUCGAGAAUUGUCAUUACGUCAGUUAGCGGAACAGUUAUGGGCAGCUAAACUGCCGUCAUCAGCGACGGCAUGCUCAAUGUCUAUACGUUCACGUUGUUCAUCAGCACCAGCAUCUGAACAUGGUGGUGCUCAGAAUGAAACAACAAAAUCUGAUCGGAACGAUAAUGGAAAAGAAGAAAAUAUCGAUUGGGAUGAACCAGAUAUACCUGAUGAGGGUAAUUCUAGCUGCUUUUAUCCCUGCUAUUUAAUAAUUAAUAACGCUUGCUUUGGUGGCUGA
This is a messenger RNA of Rotaria sp. Silwood2, 2394 nucleotides long. The record is from the annotation of a GenBank genome assembly. NCBI's taxonomy places the organism in Eukaryota, Metazoa, Rotifera, Eurotatoria, Philodinida, Philodinidae.